AUGAUUCCAUUGUACAAGAAGAAGGGCGACAUUCAGAGUUGCAACAACUAUAGAGGUAUCAAGCUGCUAAGCCACACCAUGAAAGUUUGGGAAAGAGUGGUGGAGAUGGGGGUGAGGAGAGGCGUGUUUAUUUCAGAGAACCAGUUUGAUUUAAUGUCGGGGCGCUCUACUACAGAAGUCAUUCAUCUUGUAAGGAGACCGAUGGAGCAAUAUAGGGAAAGGAAGAGAGGCUUGCACAUGAUUUUCAUCGAUCUAGAAAAGGCCAACGACAAAGUGUCGAGAGAGGUUCUAUGGAGAUUCUUGGAGGCUAGAGGGAUACCUGUGGCGUACAUUAGGAGGAUCAAAGACAUGUAUGAUGGAGCCAAGACCAGGGCAAAGACAGUGGAAAGAGAUUCGGAGCACUUCCCAGUUGUGAUGGGGCUACACCAGGGAUCAACUCUUAGCUCAUUUUUAUCCGCCUCGGUGAUGGAUAGAUUGACGUGGCAUAUUCAAGAAUCUAAAGGGUUCAAGUUAAGUAGGACCAAGACCGAGUACUUGAAGUGCAAGUUCAGUGACGUACCGUACGAGGCUAAUGUGAAAGUGAAGCUUGGUACCCAGGCUAUCCAAAAGAAAGGAAGCUUCAAGUAUCUUGGGUCUAUUAUUCAAGAAACUAGAGAUAUUGACGAUAAUAUCAUACAUCGUAUUGGUGCAGGGUGGAUGAAAUGGAGGCUCUCUUCUAGAGUGUUGUGUGAUAAGAAGGUGUCACCAAAACUCCAAGCUCUAGAACUAGUGGCACAACAAAUUUCACCUCAUGGUCUGCGAAAGGAUCCAACACUAUUGAGGGUACCUGCACAAGAUGACCCUUAA
Molecule: messenger RNA, 846 nt
Organism: Lycium ferocissimum
Lineage: Eukaryota; Viridiplantae; Streptophyta; Magnoliopsida; Solanales; Solanaceae
Exons: 3
Coding region: 1-846 (281 amino acids)
Source: RefSeq, a predicted model, not a curated record